UGGGAAGAGGUGUUUUUUUAUUAUUGUCUACCUAUUUACAUGAAAAAUCGCAAUUUUAAAGUGAAUUUACGAAGAAAUAAUAAGUUGUCCUAAUCGAUAAUAAAAAAAUUGCACGUUGGCUUAGAAUAACACUCGUCAAAAUGUAAUUAUAAAAAUAAAAUAAUGAAAUAAGAUAAAAUACGUAAAGGAGAAAAAUAUAAGAAGAUACGUCUUUUUCAGUCCAGUCAAGACACUGAAACAUCAUGAAACAGCUUGCUGCCUGGUAUCAGAAAAAGAUAAGUUCGUAUGAUAAAGAAGAAUGGGAGACCAUGGUGGAACAGCUGUUGAUGAGGGGCACUUACCGGCGACGAAUUAUAGACUCGUCUUCUCAUGCCCGUUCUUAUCUUAUUGAUGUAGAUUUAGUUAGAGGUUCCUCGUUCCCAAAAGCGAAGCCUACGCUCGGCAUGCGCCGUGUAGUAUGGUUCGCACUUGUCCGCCUCGUGUUCUUGCCAGCGCUAUACCAAUGGUGGGCGCAACAAACCUCGCCGGCGUGUGCCAAAUUCCUAUUGUCCUUGUGGUUCCUUCAAGUACUCAAUAUAACAUUGAACUUUUUCACACCGACGAAUAUUGAGUUAGAUGCCAAUUGCUGGAUAGUCCCAAUGGUCCUAAUGAUUGUACUAAGCGUAGUGCACUCGCAAAUUGUAUGCACCACUGAAAUGGAGCUAGCCAGAGUUCGGCCAAGAUCUACUUACAGGAGAAAACUACCGAGAUAUUUUAGACGGACGCGUUCUUGUGACGAUGGUAGCGGCGUUGCUUCGGCUGAGAGUGGAGCGACUUCUAGUCAAAGUAAAACUCGUGUGACAAAACCGCCUAAGUAUCGUAGACGGGUCUCAAGGCCAGAUAUAGCUGAUGGUUUAAGGAAACGACGAAAGGAACCAACAAAAGAUAGUCCUCAAAGUGAUAGUCGCGAUUUAACCAAAGAAAAAUUACUCAAAAAGAAAGCAAAGGAUUCGGACGACGAAGACUAUAUGGCUUGGAAAAAACCUGAAGUUCCUCCUACUGAAACUUUAAACCCACCUCUUGAUAUCGCUGAAGCUAGCACAUCUUAUAAGCCGAAUGUUUUAACCAAGAAAUAUUUGGAAAUCUUCAAUGUACGACAAAAUCAGCAAGAAGAUUCUCCUAGGCCAAUAUUCGCGGAUGGAGACGAUGGUUUUGAAAGUCUUAAUGGAUACAAUUCGAGUGAAGGAGAUAAUCGCAAUAAAGAAAAAGCUCCAGAAGCUAACGUUGAGGAUAAAGAACCAAAUGUAGAAAAUCAGCAAAUACCCCAGGUCUCUUCAACAUCAAAAGAAACACGUAAAGUCAUUGAUAGUAACAGCGAUAGAGAUAAGAUCGAAAAAGACGACGAAAUAGAUGAGAAAUCAAAUGAUCCUGAUUCCGAUAAUGCAGUAACGACAAGCAGUCCCAAUACUGGCAAAAGAGCCGGUGUUCGUUUUAGGAACUCCUGGUCCACGGAGAAGCUAAAAAAAUUUGCAAAUGAUGAUGCCCGUCUUGAUAAACAAAAGAAAUUAGAAAAUUACCAGACAUCGUCGUCUGACGGGGAAUGCUCAGCUUCCGCGCCAUCCAUCGCACUGCCUUCGCACCAUACCAUGUCUGACUGGGUUGGGCAAAUCACUAACAGUGAAGAAAGCAGCUAUGAAUCGCAGUCUGAAGCCGGCCAUUCGGAUGUCGGCUUUCAUUAUACUGCAGAUAGCUCGUGGGAUCCCUUUGCUAUACUAGAUCCUUCAAGUGAUACAGUAAAAUGUACAAUGUGGGAGCGCGGAUCAACAUUACGCGCAGAACUAUCGGCAGUGGAUAUAAGUUGGUACGUGGUAGCGCGUGCUGAGAGAGCAAUGGCGGCUGACGGGUGUCUAUGGUCCGGGUUGGUUAUGGCCGCUCUGGUCGCGUUGAUUGGACCGGUUUUGAGGCUUAUUCAGGUUUCCAUAGAGCAGGAAGGAAGUACCGAGGAAGAAUUGCAGUCGAUAUCCCUUAUGAGUAUACCAGCAGUUGUCGGUAAUUACACUCAAGGAUCUCCGUUAUGUGUAUUUAAUGGCGCUUUUGGGGACAAUCCUUGGGAGGUGUCAACAAACAUGCUAUCCUGCAUAUUACGUUUCACUCUAAGCGGGCUAGUAUUCUUCCUCCUCGCGGUAUCGGAACGUGCGUACAAACAACGCUUUCUGUACGCAAAGUUAUUCUCGCACCUGACGUCCGCGAGACGAGCGAGGAAAUCCGAACUGCCGCACUUUAGAUUGAAUACAGUGAGGAAUAUCAAAACUUGGCUCUCUACUAGGUCUUAUUUGCGGCGCCGUGGACCUCAACGAUCAGUAGACGUUAUUGUAUCUGCUGCCUUCAUGAUCACAUUAACACUAUUGGCCUGUGUUAGUGCUCAACUUCUAAAGGAUUCUAUAACUCUAGAAAGGAGUUGGUUACUCGAAGCGAUGGUAUGGAGCGGCUGUCUCGGAGUCUAUCUAUUGCGUCUAUUGACCCUUGGCAGUAAUGUGAAUAAGAAAUACCGUGGAUGUCUGUCCGCCAUACUCACGGAACAGAUAAACUUACACCUGGCCAUGGAGCAGCGGCCAGAGAGCAAGGAACAAUUGACGGUAGCUAAUAAUGUGCUGAAGUUAGCUGCGGAUCUGCUAAAGGAACUGGAUGCACCAUUUAAAAUAUCAGGAAUCUGCGCGAAUCACUACUUGUACACUAUCACUAAAGUGGUGAUUCUAUCUGCUCUGUCGGGCGUGCUCUCCGAAAUGUUGGGUUUCAAGCUAAAACUACACAAAAUUAAAAUAAAAUAAUUACCUGUAGUCAAUAAAUACCUACAAAUUUUAUUAGUAGUGCCACAUUAGUAUAAGAAUCUUAAAUUUUUAUAGAAUCGUCAAUAGAUCCAAAAAAAUAAAUUUGGCUGUUUUGACGUAAAUAAGUGGACUGAGUUAGUUUUAAGGAAUAAAAAAGACGAAUUGUUGUUAGCGCAAACAGACCAAUAAAUAUUUUAAGUAUUAGGUAGAUACUACAUAUUUUUAUUAUGUAUAAGUUCGAAUAUUUAAUUUUAUCGGAUAAUAUCUCGAAUUAAGAUUAUACGCUUGCGUCAUUUGCUUUAUGUUAAUUCAAGGUGCAUAGAGCUCAAUGCCAAAAUAAAGAUACGUAUUUUGAGAGGAUUUAAUUAAGCACGUUCUGUCGCUUUUAAGUUCGUAUUUCACGUUUUUACUUCAAUUGUGUUUUUUACUAUAACAUGAAAUUACCUACCUCUACUUAUAAUUAUUUUCAAAUACUCUAGUUUCGUACCUAUGUUAAACUUGCAAAUUAUUUUUGCUUUUGACUGUUUAUUUUUAGACACCAAUUUUUAUUUGAUCGACGUACUCAGUCGUUGUUCUAUUUUUGAAAGUUCCUUGUUCUGCUUGCGCUAACAUGCUAGCUGCGAGAAGGAUUUGAAUAUUAAUAUUAUAAUAAUGCACUUUUUACCUUUCUUAGAUGUCUGAAUGUAAUGUUACUAGAACAUGCAUCAAUGCAAUUUUGUACUGUUAGUUCUUUAAAUAGAUUUGAUCUCAUAGAAAAUCUUAAUAAAUCUCAUUUUAUAGAUAAAACCUUUCUAAUUGCUGUUUUAUUCAUAAUAAAUACCUACAUUACUACUUCUUUUGGGUGCUAAUUUUUCUAUAACUUACUUAUAUGAUAAAUAUUUUAUGUUAAUUGGUUGAAAAUUAAAAGAUAUUAUAUUGUGUCGAUCAUGGUUAUAUACAUAAAAAUAUUGAUUCUUUAUUUAGGUAUAUAGAAUAAGCUAUGGCCAGUCUGCCCACAUUAUCUAUUAUUUUAUGAUAGAAACUUAUAUUAGUAUCUACUUGUCCCCUAGGUCUUUUGUAUUAUUUCUUUGUUUCAUUUUUUGCCAUAAUAGCGUAGCGCUACCUAGUUAAGUGUAAUUACGUGUAAGUAGCAUAAAAUGCUAUAAAAAUUAGUACCUAUAAUAAAUAUCUUUGAAAAAUAUUAU
Molecule: messenger RNA, 3991 nt
Organism: Colias croceus (clouded yellow)
Lineage: Eukaryota; Metazoa; Arthropoda; Insecta; Lepidoptera; Pieridae
Gene: phtf
Product: protein PHTF2
Exons: 15
Coding region: 243-2807 (854 amino acids)
Cellular component (GO): endoplasmic reticulum
Source: RefSeq, a predicted model, not a curated record